AUGACCAAGAGGAUUUGCGUCAUCGGCUACGGGUCGGCAGGCCUUGUAGCUGUCAAGACUUUGCAAGAUCUGCCGAUAGAGCUGCGACGAGACUACGAUGUCGUCAUAUAUGAAGGAAGGGAAGCGCUCGGCGGUGUAUGGCUGCCAGAGGAGCACAUCAGACCUGCUCCAGACUUGCCCAUGACCGGUAUCUAUCCAGACUUACGCGCCAAUACGCCGGUCAACAUGAUGACCUAUCCGGAUCUGCCAUUCCCCAAGGGUACAGAUCUAUUCCCGCAUCAUUCCAAAGUGCUGCGGUACCUGCAAGACUAUGCACGCAUCUAUAGCCUCGAAGCAUCCGGCCAGACUGUCUUGAAGGCAUCACCGUAUUGUAGCUCUGAUGGCUCUUCGGCCGCUUCACGAGAGUCACUCGAGACUGGCGCGACUUCUAUAUCUUCAUUGCCGCCGCAACAUCAUGUACAGACAGAUUCAGCCACACGGCCUGCGCAAUUCAUCUUGCAUCCCCUGAAGAAAUCUGGCACCCAGUGGGCAGUGACGACUGUGCAUAAUCCUCCUUAUAAAGGCGCGAGUCCUGCUCAAACAGCGGUACGCUCUGCAUCAAAGCACGACGAAGACGAUGUCGACAAGCCAGAUAAUCUACGGGAAAUGACAGAGCAUUUUGAUCAUGUCAUUGUCGCGACUGGCCACUUCCACUAUCCCUCAAUUCCGCAUUGGCCGGGCGAGCAGGAUUGGCUAGACAGCACGCCUCCAUCUGCUGCUUACCAACGCAGGAUCAUGCAUUCGGGUGCAUACAGAGGGCCUCAAGACUUCGAGGAUCAAAUCGUGCUAGUUCUCGGUUCGGGUCCAAGUGGACUUGACGGCGCCCUUCAAAUUCGAAGAUAUGCUCGAAAGGUUUAUCAUUCUUACAACCCGAGCGUGAAGCUAUCUCCACAGUGGCCUUUUGAGCGCAAGGUCAAGAUCUCGCAUUUCACCCGUGAGUACAUUGUCUUCCUUGAUGGCUCAAGCCUGGAUGACGUUGACACGAUCUAUCUGGGCACUGGCUUCGAAAUUCACUAUCCUUACCUCGAAGCCGGCGGCCUUGUCAAGAGACAUACUGCCUUUGACCUGCCCGGCUGGGAUGGUAUGGUCGAUUCAAAUUUCUACUUGCGCCCGUUGUGGGAACACACCUUGUCACUCUCGCCCCUUCAUCCUCUCACUGCGCUGUCAUUCAUCGGCAUCCCAAUGGCAAACUCGUAUCGCUUUUCCAAUGCUGUUCAAGCGCUCCUUGUCGCAUGGACGAUUGCUCGACCAGACAUUCUGCCCGCACGUGAAGAGCUCUUCAGGCAGCUCGAGACGCAAGAGCAAGCGACGCUUGCGAAGGGACGACCGUUGGAAAAGCUAGGUCACCGGAUGGGCGAUCCUGCGGCAGGCGAGUCUGAGAUCUAUCAGACCCGAGUGCUCGAGUUCUUAGCACAAGCGGGCGUGCCUAUCGAUCCCGCUCUCAUCGAGCCACUGGUUCUUUGGCGGAUGGAGGUACGCAAAGACUUCUGGCUGUGUCUUCGCGGCUGGCAUCGCCUCGAGAAGCUUGGCAUGGCGCAAGAUUGGCUCAAAGACACUGAGGGCGACGAGGGCUAUGCUCAGCUCACUCGCCGCGUCAUUGCGUGGCAAAAGGCAUGGGAAAAGGUCCAUCGAGCACCACAGCAAGAGGUGAGCACCGCUACUGCUCGUUACAUGAUCUGCUCAAUAUGGAGCGGCGCAGAUAAGCGGCUGGGAUUAGCACGUAUUGCAUUAAUCAGCAUGAUAAAACUACGCGCGUCACGUCCCACGUCGAGACGGCAGCUGAUCACACAGUCUGGCAACGGUUCCGCGCUGCCAUAUGGUUGCUCAGACAACGCAAUGUUCCGCUGCACGCACAGAGGGUCAUCUGUUGCCGGCGGGUCUUUGAGCACCCUGCAGGACUGCAUCGCCUCGCUCGAGUCAUAA
This is a messenger RNA of Mixia osmundae IAM 14324, 1962 nucleotides long. RefSeq lists its product as uncharacterized. The transcript has 3 exons. The coding region runs from base 1 to 1962 and encodes 653 amino acids. Gene Ontology annotation, molecular function: NADP binding; flavin adenine dinucleotide binding; N,N-dimethylaniline monooxygenase activity. The record is from RefSeq and is a predicted model, not a curated record. Lineage: Eukaryota; Fungi; Basidiomycota; Mixiomycetes; Mixiales; Mixiaceae.